This is a messenger RNA of Necator americanus (New World hookworm), 2787 nucleotides long. RefSeq lists its product as uncharacterized. Gene Ontology annotation, cellular component: cytoplasmic vesicle membrane; plasma membrane. The record is from RefSeq and is a predicted model, not a curated record. Gene Ontology annotation, biological process: molting cycle, collagen and cuticulin-based cuticle; endocytosis. The transcript is spliced from 21 exons. The coding region runs from base 1 to 2787 and encodes 928 amino acids. NCBI's taxonomy places the organism in Eukaryota, Metazoa, Nematoda, Chromadorea, Rhabditida, Ancylostomatidae.
AUGGGAAAACGUGCCAGCGAUGACACAUGGUUCAUCAAAUGGAUCAACUAUAUUUUCGAGAAAAUCGGCACGGCUAUAAGCUAUGCGCCAUGGACAUGCAUAAUAUUGAGUUCAGUAGCCACAGCUAUAUUAACCUUGAAAAUUCCACUCACAUCAAUGGAGAACAACAUUAGUGACUUUACGCCGUACGAUGCGAGGUCUCGACAGGAACUCAAGAUCUAUCGUGAAUUCUUCUUGAAUCGAGGUGAACCGAAAACGAUUUACGCUUUUGUCAGCGCAAAGGAUGGCUUAAACAUGUUGAAGACGUCGUAUCUGAAUGAAACUGUGCAGGUUCUCGACAAAAUCUCACGGGAUUUCUACUUGCGUUCCUCAAGGGGUACUGAGAAUUUCGAACAAUUUUGUCAAGGAUUUUGCACUCUCAACGAACCGAUCCGACAUUUUUACAGUGGAAUGUUGAUUUCCGACAAAUACACGAACAAAAGUCGACAUUUGGAUCUUGGCUAUCCGAUCACAACUGUGCUGGGAACAAAGCUCUAUAUGGAUCCGAAUCUAUUCGGAGUGAAAAUUGCUGUACGCGAUCGAGACGGCCACGAAACCAUUGUUUCAACCGCAGAUGGAAAGCACAAGGACUACCUCUUGAAUCAACUACCGAACAAUAUCCGUGAAAUAGCUUUAGUCGUGCUCCAAUUUCGUGCUGAAAUCGGUUCCGAAGUGAAUAUCGACGAUAUGAAACAAUAUGAACGCUCUAUCGUGGAUUAUUUUCAAAAAGAAUUCAAAAGCGAUUUGAUCUCAGUGAACGUGCUUACGGAUUCAUUUAUUACAUCAGAAAUUGUUCGAUCUGGUCUAACUCUUCUACCUUUUCUCGUUAUUGGAUUCGUCAUAAUGGCCACUUUCUCUAGUGUAACCUUUUCGAUAAGUGCCACAGCUCUGAAACAGAUGGAUAUCCACAAAAUUACUCUGGCAAUUAUGGCCUGCGUGUGUCCGUUCAUGGCCUGCGGUGCCACUCUUGGUGGGAUGUUUUGGGCUGGAUUUCGAUUCGGCUCCAUUCUCUGUGUCACUCCAUUCCUGGUGCUUGCCAUCGGUGUGGACGAUGCUUACCUUAUGGUGAAUGCUUGGCAAAGGAUCACAUCUCAUCGAAGAAAAAUGCCAAUAGACAAUGUGAACGUCGAAGUACGACGUCGAGUCAUAGAGAUGCUGGUGGAGACAGGACCAUCGGUCUCCAUUACUACUAUAACAAAUGUGUUAGCUUUUGGUAUUGGAGCACUUACGCCUACUCCAGAAAUUCAACUAUUCAGUAUAGGAAAUGCGCUCGCCGUUGUUGUGGACUUUAUUUUCCAGUUGACAAUCUACGCGGCCCUGAUGGUAAUCAUUGGUCGGCGGGAAGUCGAAAAAGAGCUCAUGAACAAACAAUUAGCUUUACAACAAGCAAAACCAGCCGAGAAAAAGAUUGACAUUGAAAAUGAGUCAGCAAAGAAGUCGAGAGUAUUGGAUGUUUACUGUAACUUCAUCUCGAACAAAUUUGUCUCCUCUGCUGUCAUUGCGGCCUUAGCAGUGUAUUGGUACGUUUCAAUCGUUGGGACACUUAACAUUAAGGCUGAACUUAGUCCAAGUAAGCUGUUUCUGGAAGAUUCAGAUUUGGCAAAAAUCUUUACGGCACGUAAAAAAUUCAUCACACCGUACUAUAGCGUAUGUUGGGUGCUUGUGAAAAAGCCUGGUGACAUCUCGAAUAGGACCAAUGCUAGGCGGAUACAUCAAUUGGUGGCAGACUUCGAAAAUUUGCCUAGUUCUGUUGGAUCGUACUCCACCAAAUUCUGGUUGAGAGACUAUGAAGAUUUCUUAAGACAAGCUGAAGAACUCGAUGUUCCAGAAGAAUUCGAAGAGCCAGAUACUGCCAUAGAAUUCUCUCAGAAUGGCAGUGCUAGAGUACCGGCAAAGACUGCAGAUGAAGGUGGGAACGAAUUGAAACAAUUCCUAGAAUGGCCAGAAUUCUCGUUCUGGAAAGGAUUUGUUCAACUCGAUAUGAAUGGAACAGGGAACGAUUACAAAGUGACUCGAUUCUUUUUCACGACUGCUUUCCAUGGCGAGGAGCUGGUCGAAUGGUCGAAUCGAGCGAUUCUUUUGAAUCAAUGGCGAAGCCUUGCUGACAAGGCAUGCAUGUAUCAUCAAUAUUUCAACAAUUCUCUUCACUCAUGUAAUAUUUUACAGUAUUCGGACCUUGGAGUUUCGAUUUACGAAGACGACGCUAAGUUUCUGGAUCUAAUCGAGACCAUGGUGCCUGUGUCAACGCAAUCUGCACUUUUCACAUUUAUUUCCAUGUUUGCUGUUGCUGUUUUGUUCAUCUCUCAUCCUCCCACUUUGUUUGUUGCCACCCUCAGCAUCCUUAGCACUAGUAUAGGAGUUUUCGGGAUCAUGUCACUCAGAGGAGCCGAGUUAGACCCUAUCAUGAUGUCGGCCACAGUGAUGAGCAUUGGGUUCUCGGUGGACAUUCCGUCACACAUUGCCUACCACUACUAUCAAACUGGCAAAGAAUCUAAUUGUGUUCGGGAACGGCUUCAAAAGACCGUUGCUGCUGUAGGAUUUCCAAUUAUGCAGGCAUCGAUUUCGACGACAUUAUGUGUGCUCAGCUUAUUUUUCGUAAAGCUGCACAUGUCACAGAUCUUCGCCGAAUGCAUGCUCCUCGUUGUAUUGAUCGGCAUGAUCCAUGGCCUAUUAAUAAUACCUGUGAUCUUCAAUUUGCUCUCAGUAUUCCCAUCUAAGAAUAAGUCCCGAGUAUCAUCUCGAACCUAG